GUCCAUGCCUGUUACGGCAGCGACGAGGACCCUUUCCUCUUCGACGACAACACCGACCUCUUAGACUCCAGCCUGCGAAACCCAGGCCUGGCUGCUAACUUAGUAUUCGCAACACUCGUGCCGACGGCAUUUCAUGAUUGCGUAGCGGAAUGUCUGGGCCUAAGAACAAUCUCGAAGAUGUCCUGCGUCGACGGCAGGAGAACGGGAUGUCCUCUCUUGCUCCCGCUUCACCAGCACCCGGACAGCGCAAGGUAUCGAAAUUCAAGCCAGCAUCCACGCCGAGUAGCAAUGUUGCGGUGCCCAAAGUGCCAUCCUCUCGCCCAUCAUUCUCCACUCCAGGGUUCGGCAGGACAAAACCGCAGUCUGUACAAUCUGCAGCUCGAUCCACCGUUGUGGACAUCAGUCCACAUAUCAUCCAGAUCUCGUCUAAUGAAUCUACACCAGCUUCUGGUAGUCGCUCAGCGAUCCCAGCUAAACGUCCUUCUCCAGAUCCAAUUCGUAUUGGCGAAACGACAGGCUCGCCCAAACGUUUCAAACCUAACCAUAGUUUUCAGAAGGAGAACUUCUUCAAUCCGUCCAAGAACAAGGGUAAGGCCAGAGCUUCAAGUCGCUCACCGUUUUCCACGCCAACGAAGUCGAAGUCAAGAAAUGCCACCGGCGCAUGUCCUAAGACCCCACCUUGCAGUCGCCAUGAAGAUCGUGCACUGCCACUUGAAUACUCUGACCUUCUGGAAGCACAGGCUCAAGAUCUCCAAGAGGAAUAUGCUUGCGAUCUUGACCUUAAGAAUGAUAUGAUGGAAGUCAUGGAACGAUAUCUCAAUGAAGGACGUUGUCGGCAAACGAGGGCUCUCAUUCGUCGGAUGCUGCAACUGGUACAAGAUCGAAUUGACUGCGUGCGAGCCGUACAAAACGCAAAGAAGUCAAACGAGAUGCCUACGUUACCGGCACCCUCUUGGGCAAAGAAUGUAGCCGCUCCUCGUGCGAUGGAGCUACCGCCGUUGCCUGCUUUGCCGCUAGUACAAACUGCAUCAUCUUCCACUAUGGCAUCCGUAUCAUCGUCUGACGAACCGCUGAGAGCACCACUUAUCAGCGAGGAAUCUACCGUCAUAGUUGAUGAAGAUGAUGAGAGUCAGUUCUGGAAUGACAUCGAUGAACUGCCUCCUGAUGUCUUCACAAACGAUGCGUUAUCCUUGCUUGCGAAGCCGCCUUCUACUGUCAGUUCGGUCGUCGUUGCUGGACCAUUGCCAACACCACCUCCACUUUCACGCACCGAACUUCAAGCCAGCACGCUUAGUGAUGAUCCUGCAAAGUCGGCUUACUAUCCGGAAAUGAAGCGAAUACUGCGGAACGUAUUCAGACUGGAUUCCUUCCGGCCUAAACAACUUGAAGCUAUCACGGCAGCUCUAUCCGGUCGUGACGUGCUUGUUCUAGUACCUACUGGCGGAGGAAAGAGUUUAUGUUUCCAGCUGCCUGCUCUUUGUCGCUCAGGAUCUACGAAAGGGAUGACUGUAGUUAUCGGUCCUCUUAUUGCGCUGAUGGAGGAUCAAAUCAAUGCCUUGAGGGCGAAGAAUAUCGAUGUAAUCGCCUUCCAUCGCGCUGAAAUACCAGACGAAGAUGUAUCGAGUGGAUAUCGAAAGCUCCGGUCCCAAAAUGGCUCAUCGUGUCUGCUCUAUAUCACGCCCGAAAGAUUGCAGAUGAGUAGUACGCUGCGUUCUAUCUUGGAUGACUUAUACCAGUCUCAGCAAUUGGCGAGAUUUGUCGUCGACGAGGCGCAUUGUAUCGCCAAGUGGGGAAGAGAGUUCCGUCCUGCAUACAGUAACUUGUCAUGCUUGCGCGAAAAAUAUCCAACCGUCCCGAUUAUGGCGCUCACCGCCACUGCGACAACCAACGUCCAGAAAGAUCUUGUCUCUAUUCUCGGCAUGCGUAAUCCCGUACGAGUAACCGACUCUUUUAAUAGGCCGAACCUGUUCUACGAUGUCCGUGACAAAGUCAAGAACGUUUGGGGCGAGAUUGCCAACUUCAUCAACACUAAACAUCGUGGCCACACUGGUAUUAUCUAUUGUCAGAGUCGAGACAGAACAGAGGAGAUGGCAAAGGUCUUACGAGACCAGUAUGGCAUCUCUGCUAAGCAUUACCAUGCAAAGCUGGAUUCUCGCGACAAGACCAAAGUACAAAAUGAGUGGCAACGUGGGAUCUGCAAAGUCGUCGUUGCAACGAUUGCUUUUGGCAUGGGCAUCGACAAACCCGAUGUUCGCUUUGUCAUACAUAGCGAUGUUCCGUCAUCCUUGGAUAGUUACUACCAAGAAACUGGACGAGCAGGCAGGGACGGUAAACCUUCUGACUGUCUCAUGUUUUUCAGCUUUAGCGGCAUGCAUAUCAUCUUCAGACGUAUCCGCGAAGGCGACGGCGAUGAAGAGUUCAAGGAUCACCAAGAGGAUGAAUACCGUCGUGUCCUGGAAUACGGCUCUAACAACGUCGAAUGCCGUCGAGCUCAGGUAUUAAGCUACUUUGGACAGAACUUCGAUCCACGCGACUGUAAUAAGCAAUGUGACAAUUGCUGUGACACCUCAUCUGAAGUAUACGAAGAAGACAUGACUUCAUCCGCGAAGGACGUGCUCGCUCUCGCUCACAACAUGACAAAGACCACUAUCGUGAACAAGACGUUACUAACCAAAGUUUAUCGUGGAAGCAAGGCUAAAGACUCUAUCAUGUUCCAAAAUCAGCCGCAUUAUGGUGCAGGUCAAAAACUUCCGGUUACUCAAGUCGAGCGGCUUAUCAACCACUUAUUUGCCCGUGGGUAUUUCGAACUGGUUGCCUACGGCAGCCAUGACAAGUUUACCCAUUCCAAAUUAGUGGUCACUCGAAGAGCCGCAGGUUUUCCUGGUAAGGACGAGAAGCUGAUUAUGCUCUUCAAACGGCCGCGUAAGAACGGUGCACCUAUUUCCGAGAGGCGUCGUCCUCCUAUAUCUAGUCAUGGGCGGAACGAGAGCAUUUCCGUGGCCGCGCCAUCGGUCGCUAGCACGCAACAAAAGCCAUCUGCGUCUGACGGGGAAGAUGACGAUUUCGUUGAGGACGACGACAUCAUUGAGAUUGACGAUGAUGAUGACGACUUCGGAGAGGUGAUCAAGGCGCAAAACACUGUUCCCCGCGUAAGCGGUCGUGGAGCCCGGGAGCCCGUCAGGCGUUCGACUAUAUUGGAUGAAGACCCAAUAGAAAUCGAUGAUGAGCAAUCGCAGGAGGCAGGUCCCUCACGGCCAGUGUUGAACAACGAAGACAAGAUUGAGGAACGGUGCCUCAAAGAGCUCUUGGAACUGCGAGACAUUAUCGUUCGUAACGAUGGAUCUGAUCAUGUAUCUGACCUGUUGGAUGACAAUACUUUGCAUAUGCUAAGCGUUCUCAUGCCUAAUGAUGCUUCAAGUUUCACCCAAACCCUGAAGUCCAUGGGCGCGGACUGGAAGGCUUUGGAUAAAACUGUUGCCCAGAAAUUCCAGCACAUCUGCAUUACAUACAGGAUGCAGCGCGAUGAAUUGGCAAACUCCCCUGGCAGACCAGCGCACCAUGCUGUCAAUCUUGUUGCGGACUUGCAUUCUCGUUUCAACUUCAAGGGCCCUUAGACUUGGCGUACAUUUUCUUACCUCCAUCUUGACUUUGCUUGCAUCACUUCGCAAUCUAGAUAUUCUAUACCAUCAUCACUGUAGUUAUAAUGUACAUAGUGUAUAGUACCGCCCUUUCUUGGAGACUCUAGAAUGUAUGUCGAUCAAGCUCUAUGGAACAGACCAUCUAUAUAUUUAACAGAAGGGAAGAAAAAAACCCAAAUUGCGAUUGUUCGCAUGUCUAUUUUGAUACACCUACUCCUCUUCCCAUUCAAAAGUACUAUACCAUCCGUGACUACCUCCCUCUUGAUCAGUAGACAUUGUCCAUGCAGAAUCCUGCAACCAAGUGGAUGCUCCGAAAAGUCGACCUGUCAGUUCCAAUAAAUCUUCCAGCGCGUUGACCAUGUUCCGC
Somion occarium is the source of this 4005-nucleotide messenger RNA. The record is from the annotation of a GenBank genome assembly. Lineage: Eukaryota; Fungi; Basidiomycota; Agaricomycetes; Polyporales; Cerrenaceae.